AGGACGUUCACCAUCAGAGCAUCACCGUAGAAACAAACGCUCCAGCCUGGACACCAUGUCUGUGCGCUUUUCUUCUACCUCCAGGAGGCUUGGCUCUUGUGGGGGCACUGGCUCCGUGAGGCUCUCUAGUGGGGGAGCAGGCUUUGGGGCCGGAAACACAUGCAUUGUGCCAGGCAUUGGAAGUGGCUUCUCCUCUUGCGCUUUUGGGGGCAGCUCAUCUGCAGGAGGCUAUGGCGGAGGCCUGGGCGGGGGAAGUGCUUCCUGUGCUGCCUUCACAGGGAAUGAGCACGGCCUCCUCUCUGGCAAUGAGAAGGUGACCAUGCAGAACCUCAACGAUCGCUUGGCCUCCUACCUGGAGAAUGUUCGAACCCUAGAGGAGGCCAACGCCGACUUGGAGCAGAAGAUCAAGGCGUGGUAUGAGAAAUUUGGACCUGGUUCUUGCCGUGGCCUUGAUCAUGAUUACAGCAGAUAUUUCCCAAUUAUUGACGAACUUAAGAACCAGAUAAUUUCUGCAACUACCAGUAAUGCCCAUGUUGUCCUGCAAAAUGAUAAUGCAAGACUAACAGCUGAUGACUUCAGACUAAAGUUUGAAAACGAGCUGGCGCUUCACCAGAGCGUUGAGGCGGACAUCAAUGGUUUGCGCAGAGUCCUGGAUGAGCUGACCUUGUGCAGAACGGACCUGGAGAUCCAGCUGGAAACUCUCAGUGAGGAGCUCGCUUACCUCAAGAAGAAUCACGAGGAGGAAAUGAAAGCUCUGCAGUGCGCGGCUGGAGGCAACGUGAACGUGGAGAUGAACGCGGCACCCGGGGUAGACCUCACGGUUCUGCUGAACAAUAUGCGAGCUGAGUACGAAGCCCUUGCAGAGCAGAACCGCAGGGACGCGGAGGCCUGGUUCAACGAGAAGAGCGCCUCGCUGCAGCAGCAGAUCUCUGACGACGCUGGCGCCACCACCUCAGCCCGGAAUGAGCUUACCGAGAUGAAACGCACUCUUCAAACCCUUGAGAUUGAACUUCAGUCCCUCUUAGCAACGAAACAAUCCCUGGAGUGCUCCUUGACAGAGACCGAGAGCAACUACUGUGCACAGCUGGCGCAGAUCCAGGCUCAGAUCGGGGCCCUGGAGGAGCAGCUGCACCAAGUCAGAACCGAGACAGAGGGCCAGAAACUCGAGUAUGAGCAGCUCCUCGACGUCAAGGUCCACCUGGAAAAAGAAAUUGAGACCUACUGCCUCCUGAUAGAUGGAGAAGAUGGCUCCUGUUCUAAAUCAAAAGGCUAUGGAGGCCCAGGAAAUCAGACAAAAGAUUCAUCUAAAACCACCAUUGUCAAAACAGUUGUUGAAGAAAUAGAUCCUCGUGGCAAAGUUCUCUCGUCCAGAGUUCACACCAUGGAAGAGAAAUCCACCAAAGUCAACAACAAGAACGAACAGAGGGUGCCUUCCUGAACUCUAGCCUCUGAGACAGAAUGGCCCCCGAAUUAAAAUACCAAAAUGAAACUAGUUUCCUAAAUAAGGGUCCCCUUAUUUUUCUGCUUUUCUUCCAAUGAAUUAAGACGAGUUAUUUUUAGAAUAGUACCAUUUCUUUGGCUUUUUCUCUAUGGUGGUGUUUCAAUAAAAGUUCUUCCUGUUGCAAGUCAU
This is a messenger RNA of Symphalangus syndactylus (siamang), 1630 nucleotides long. It is a transcript of the gene KRT27, whose product is annotated as keratin 27. Gene Ontology annotation, biological process: intermediate filament organization; epithelial cell differentiation; hair follicle morphogenesis. Gene Ontology annotation, molecular function: structural molecule activity. The record is from RefSeq and is a predicted model, not a curated record. Gene Ontology annotation, cellular component: cytoskeleton. Lineage: Eukaryota; Metazoa; Chordata; Mammalia; Primates; Hylobatidae.